GGCGACAUGAACCAAAAGCAGUAUGUCUUGUAUAGAGACUGCAAAUUUUCUGUGGAGUCGAGAUACAAGAUUGAGAAAGUACUAGGUAAAGGGUCUUACGGGACGGUGUGUUCAGCUAUUGAUAGUAAUAGUGAAGAGAAGCUUAGGGUUGCGAUUAAGAAGGUGUCUAGGAUUUUUGAGAGAGACGUGCUAUUGAAACGGGCGAUCCGGGAGUUGAAGUUGAUGAGACACUUUAAAGGGCAUAAAAACAUUGUAAAUUUGAUUGAUAUUGAUAUUGUGUAUACUACUCCAUACGACGGGUUGUACUGUAUGCAAGAGAUGGCCGAUUAUGAUUUAUCUAAGGUAAUUUAUUCGUCCAGUCAAUUUUCUGAAUUUCAUAUUAAAAACUUCAUGUAUCAAAUGUUAUGUGGAUUGAAGUACAUUCAUUCGGCAGAUGUUAUUCAUCGAGACUUGAAGCCGGGGAAUAUUUUGGUGACGGUUCACGGGGUAUUAAAGAUCUGUGAUUUUGGAUUAGCAAGAGGAAUAAAUAUAAAUUAUUAUCAAAAGAAAAAAUUUCCACAACCAAUAACCAAUUAUGUGGCCACUAGAUGGUAUAGAGCACCCGAGUUAAUGUUAUCGAGUAAAAAUUAUGGGAAAGCGGUUGAUUUAUGGGCCGUAGGAUGCAUUUUAUGUGAGUUUUACGGAAGAAAACCAUUGUUUGUUGGGAAAGAUCAGAUGCACCAAAUAAACGAAAUAUUGAAAGUUUUAGGAACUCCCAAUCGAGAAAUUAUUAACAAGUAUGGAUGGAGAUACUUAAAUACCAGAACAAGGUAUGAGAAAAUCGAAUUUGAUAAAAUCUACCCAUUUGCAAGUGGGUAUCUGAUUCAUAUGAUUGAUAAUCUAUUAUGCUGGGAUCCCUAUGAAAGACUAGAUGUAAAUGAAGCACUUAAUCAUCCAUUUUUAAAACAAGUUAAAUCUCAAUUCCAAGAAUCAGUUUGUUCUAAACCUUUUGAUUUCAAUUUUGAAAACGAAGCAAUUACCCAAUCUGAUUUGAAAAAAGUCUUGCAACAAGAAGUUGAUUCGUUUAAACUUGAAAGAUUUAGAAAAUAGCUUAAAUACGUAUUUGUCAAUUGAAAGUAGUACUCCACAUCCGUACCAUUUCCACGUGCAAUCGUCUUAGCCGUACAUCAGAUCUGUUUAAGCUUUGUCCACUUACCUAAAGGUAUUAAGGAGAAAAUUGGAUAAGCAUAGUUAUUAGGUAUUAAGAAAAUAAAGUAAGUUUAGGUAUUAAGUAGAGUAUUCUACAUUUGUAGUCUACGUACCG
Hyphopichia burtonii NRRL Y-1933 is the source of this 1303-nucleotide messenger RNA. It is a transcript of the gene CSK1, whose product is annotated as mitogen-activated protein kinase. The transcript is spliced from 2 exons. Bases 7 to 1089 code for a protein of 360 amino acids. Gene Ontology annotation, cellular component: cytoplasm; nucleus. The record is from RefSeq and is a predicted model, not a curated record. Gene Ontology annotation, biological process: protein phosphorylation; intracellular signal transduction. NCBI's taxonomy places the organism in Eukaryota, Fungi, Ascomycota, Pichiomycetes, Serinales, Debaryomycetaceae. Gene Ontology annotation, molecular function: ATP binding; MAP kinase activity.